Molecule: messenger RNA, 507 nt
Organism: Phytophthora sojae
Lineage: Eukaryota; Oomycota; Peronosporomycetes; Peronosporales; Peronosporaceae
Exons: 1
Molecular function (GO): nucleic acid binding
Source: RefSeq, a predicted model, not a curated record
CUUCUGUCAUCGCUCGCCAUAAAGGACAAGCCGAUCACCGCCAAAAACCCGCAAGCGAACGCAAUCUGUGAAAGAGUGCAUUUCGAGAUCAUGAACAUCCUCCGCGUGAGACCUGAUCUGAUGGACCAGUUAAAAGUUGCUUUGGACUACGCAGCCUACGCUAUCAAAGCGAGCUACCACUCGGUCCUCCGCGCGUCGCCAGCUCAGCUACUCUUCGGAGAAGAUAUGAUCACGCGUCAACUCCAUUUCGCUAACUGGAGUUUCCUGUCCAAGCAGCGCUUCCUGUCUAUCCUGCAAGACAACGAACGAGAAAAUAUGAAGCGGCUGCAGCACUUCUACAAGGUAGGCGACCAAGUCAUGCUGAGGAUUCCGGCUCGCGAGCGAAAAAAGACGGAUCCAGUCUCAAAAGGCCCGUACAUCAUCAAGGAAGUCUACGACAACGGCACGGUGCGCCUCGACACUGGCAGCACCGAGUAUCGUGCCAACAUUCGCCGCAUCUUCCCGUGC